CUUUGCCAUAUUUUUGAGUAUAUAUGUAAAAUGCCCUGUAUAAAACCUAAAUGAAGAAACCAAGUCGCCUUUCCCUGGCUCUGUCUCUCGACUCAUUCUCAGACCAGAGGCUUCAUCUCACCAACGAAUCCUCUUUCUCUUUCUUUCUCCUUUCUUCUCUCGUUCGUCGUAACUCCUCUUUCCUUCCCCACUCCUCACGCAGGCGUCACACGUAAACCUUAGGCCUCAGGCGCAUGGCCAGCCGUACACCUCACUCUCGAAGACCUUGUUCACAUACACUUCUUUAGCCCCAAACAAAAAGAGAGCUUCUAGGUCAAGAAAUAUACAAGAGAAAGAAAGAAGAAAGGGUUGAGAGUUUUGAGUGUAAGAGUGUUCAGUCCAAUCCAAACACCAUGGAAGAAGAGAAAGAGGAGAAAGUGAGGAUCUACGUUGGGGGUUUGGGGGAGUCAGUGACAGCGGAGGAACUCAGUCGGCUCUUUCAGUUGACUGGCGGAGUGGUUGACUCUGUCGACUUCAUCCGCACCAAAGGUCGCUCCUUAGCCUAUGUCGACUUUCUCCCUUCCUCUCCCAAGUCACUUUCCAAUCUCUUUGCCAAGUACAAUGGCUGCGCUUGGAAAGGAGGCAAACUCAGACUCGAAAAGGCCAAAGAACAUUAUCUCAUUCGCUUAAAUCGAGAGUGGUCACAAGAAAAGCAAAAGCAAGAAGAAGAAGAAGAAGCUAAAGCUAAAGCCCAAGCCCAAGCUCAAGCUCCUCCGCCUCCUCCUUCCCAUAUCCACCGGAAACAACUUGACCCUGAUAACACCAACCUCAUUCGCAUCUAUUUCCCCAGAUUAUACAAGGUGAAAUCUCUGCCUUUCAGUGGAAGCGGUAAGCACAAGUACAGUUUCCAGCGAGUUGAUGUUCCUUCUCUUCCAAAGUACUUCUGUGAUUGCGAAGAACAUUCUUCUUCUUUACCUGAAAAUGAGAAAGACAAACAAGUUGCUCAAGUAGAGUCACAGAGUGGUGGGAUCAAUGAACAAGAGCUUGAAAUAAUGAAUAAAGUGAUGAAUAACCUCUUUCAAAGCCAAAACCAAAACCAUGAUCAAGAUGAAGAUGAAGAUAAUCUCAUCAUCAAUGUUGUUACCAAAGACCAACCAGUCCCUUCAUUUGGGAGACCACAACUUCUUCAAGAACCAAGACCGAAAAGGGGACCUUUUGUGGAUGUGUCUGCAAUCAAGAAAGCGAAUGAUAAGGAGCCACCAUUCAAAAAGAAAAAGUCAGUUGUGAAUGACAAAACCAGUGGAAAAGAAUUUGAAUCUCCUGCAUUGGAAAAUAAAGAAGGCGUGCUUGGUGGUUCAAAUAAAUCAGUUAAACGCAAGUCAAGUGCUUCCGGGUCAAAGAAAUCUUCAUGGAAGGAACUUCUUGAUGAUAGCAAGAAAAGUCCAUUCAGCAUCUCGGGAAAUUUGUUCAGUAUGCCUGUUGCUGAGGAAGUUAAGCCAAGAUCAGAUACUUCUUGUGACUCUGAUAACGAAAACGACAGCAUGGAAACAGAUGGAGAAUUGGAAAACACUUCAUGCUUAAUGAAAACAGACGAACUAAUAGGAGUAGAAGAAGAAGAAGUUGAGGCUUCUGACAAAAAAGACAAUUUGGAAAGAAAUGGAGAAUUGGAAAGCAGAAGAGCAGAGGAGCUAGUAGUACAAGAAGCUCAACCUGCUGACAAAAUGGAUAACUUGGAAAGAGAUGGAGAAAUGAAAGACACAUCCUGCGAGAUGAAAGCAAAAGAGCUAGUAGGACUAGAAGCUCAACCUGCUGACGAAAAGGUUGUUUCAAAUCAGGCAGGGAGAGGUGCUUUUUGGCGGCAUAAAUCCUCUUGGACACAAUUGAUUGGAGAGAGUACUUCAUUUAGCAUUUCCCAAGUAAUUCCUGGUGUCACAUCCAAUCAACAGAUCACGGCGAAGCCCAACAAUCCGUUCGUUGCCAAUUUUUCCAAUGUCAAGAAUAACAACGUAGUAAACCCUGCUAGAGAAGAUAGUCCUGAUGUUUCUGAAAUGGGGAAGAAGAGGGAUGUAUCAAGGAGCACUGAGGAGGAGGAACAACAAACUGAGUUAGGUAAUAACGAAUCAUCCAUACUGAUGUCAGAACAAAAAAGUGUUGCAGCAGCAAAACAAACAUCUCCAAUGAAAGUUGAGAUAAGUAACACUUGCUCCUUUAUGAGAAGUGCUACAUCAUUGAAAGAAUGGGCAAAAACAAAGGCUGCUCUUAGUGGCUCACUGAAAAAACAAGGCCCCCCAAAGUAGAUUCUUGUGUAUCUUCGAGUUGUAGCGGGUGUUGAGGUUGAUCAUUGAAGUUUCUUUCAUGCUAUGCUUGGCUGUUCUAUCAAGCUCUUUAGCUAUGUAUUGUUGUGCUUGAUUAGAAUAAGCUUACAUGUAAACAUUGUGCUUGACGACGAAGAUUCGUUAGUUUUUUUUUUUUAAGAUCCACCCUUUCCUCAUGGGUACUAAUUUACUAUCUCUCACUCACGAAUUUGAACAUUUAACCUUGCAAGGUGAUCUUUGUUUAUUAUUCUACCUGUCCCAUGCUACAUACUUGGGAUGGAAUAUUUGUGACUUAACUUUAGUAUCAAUUGAACAAUGUUAGUUGAGUGAUAAAUAUGAUAUUGAGCUAAA
This is a messenger RNA of Cannabis sativa, 2645 nucleotides long. Its product is annotated as protein REPRESSOR OF SILENCING 3. Lineage: Eukaryota; Viridiplantae; Streptophyta; Magnoliopsida; Rosales; Cannabaceae. The transcript has 4 exons. The record is from RefSeq and is a predicted model, not a curated record. Gene Ontology annotation, cellular component: nucleus. Gene Ontology annotation, molecular function: RNA binding. The coding region runs from base 393 to 2276 and encodes 627 amino acids.